This is a messenger RNA of Chrysemys picta bellii (western painted turtle), 815 nucleotides long. RefSeq lists its product as uncharacterized. NCBI's taxonomy places the organism in Eukaryota, Metazoa, Chordata, Testudines, Emydidae. The record is from RefSeq and is a predicted model, not a curated record.
CUCCGGGUGGGAUUGUGACAUGGGCGGGGGCGCAGGUCGUGGCCCCGCGGGCCCAGCUCAGCGGCGGGCGGCCAUGGAGCCGCAGGAGCAGUCGGGGCGGGCGGACGCCGCCGAGCCCGGGGCGAGCCCGGACGGGGAGUUCCAGGCCGUGGUGCAGCGGACGCAGGUGCUGCUGCUGGCCGGGGAGACGUGGGAGCCGGACCGCGCCCAGGCCGCGCUCAGCUCCUUCGCCCACGAGGUGCUGCCCGUGGCCCGCCGGCCGCCCAGCCCCGCGCCGCCCAGCGCGCCCCCGGCCGGGCAGCUCAUCUUCUUCCUGUGCCGCGCCCCGUCGCUGCGGGGCCGGGCCGAGCGGCUGCGGGAGGUGCUGCGGGGCGUGCGGGAGCAGAGCCGCGGCGCGCCCGCCGCCCUGCUGGGGGUGAUCGUGCAGCCCCGGCCCGAGGAGGAGGCGGAGGCCCGCCGCCGCCUGGAGGAGCUGCUCCUCGAGGUCUUCCAGCCGCCGGGGCCGGGCGCCGCGCCGCGGGUCGAGGUGCACACGGCCGUGUUCCGCCCCGGCCGGCCCGAGGGGGCCCUGGAGGUGAAGAAAGCCGCUUGCGAGGCCGUGCGGGAAGAGCCAGAAGACGCUGUUUGGGUUUCACGAGCCACCCUCUUCAAAGUCCUGGGGGCGCUCUGUGUGGCGUGCGCUGGUAUUAUCGGAAGCCAGUACAUGAACAUUCGCACCUGAGACUGGUUCCCAUCGGGCCUGCUCCCUGCCUACAGAUCCUCUGUCCACCUGGAUCUCACCUGUCAUCCAAAAUAAAAAACAUCAGCACCCGUUA